AUGCUCGGCAUCAACGACAAUUUCCCCGAAUAUGCUCUACCUGGAGUUAAAAAAGUUCACUUCGAACCAUAUGCAGACAACGGUGGAAGCAUCGUUGCCAUCGCCGGUGAUGACUUCGCAGUAAUCGGAGCUGAUACAAGGCUCAGCACUGGCUUCUCCAUCUAUACAAGAGAACAAAAGAAAUUAUUUAAGCUGUCGGACCAAACUGUUUUGGGCGCGACAGGUUGCUGGUGUGACACUCUUACCCUCACUAGGCUCCUUCAAGCGAGAAUGCAAAUGUACGAGCACGAACACAACAAGGCCAUGACGACACCCGCCGUCGCGCAAAUGCUGUCCACGAUGUUAUACUACAAACGAUUCUUUCCCUACUAUGUAUCCAAUAUUUUAGCGGGAAUAGAUAGCGAAGGCAAAGGUUGUGUCUACAGCUACGAUCCGAUCGGCCACUGCGAGCGUUCUACAUACCGAGCGGGUGGUUCAGCCGGGGCUCAGUUACAACCUCUACUUGACAAUCAGAUUGGCUUGAAGAAUAUGCAGAACGUCACAGAAGCACCUUUACCUAAAGAAAAAGCAUUAGCUCUUCUCAAGGAUGUGUUUAUUAGUGCAGCAGAAAGAGACAUCUACACUGGAGACAGCAUUUACAUUUUAAUCAUCACAGCUAAUGGCAUCCAGGAAGAGAAAUUUGAAUUGCGUAAAGACUAG
This is a messenger RNA of Leptosia nina, 699 nucleotides long. The record is from the annotation of a GenBank genome assembly. NCBI's taxonomy places the organism in Eukaryota, Metazoa, Arthropoda, Insecta, Lepidoptera, Pieridae.